ACGCGCCAUGUUUGCAAGGUUAUGUUUCAAUAAAUUUCACAAAUAUCUGUUACGGUAGAAAAAUUUGUCGCUCGAUUUUGUCAUCCGUGAUUGUUUCAUGGAGUUCACAAUAGCUGUAUAAUAUUAUCGCUUUCUCACAGAAAUGUUGUGACAGUUAAUUAAGUGUGGAACUAGACAUUGAAGUACAAUUUUUAUCGGAACAUCAGUUCUUAUUAUCCUUCAAUGAAGAUACUUAACUAAUAGAAACCAAACGCUCACGAAACUGGGCAAAGCUAUUAAAAAACAACUGGCAAAAUUAAUCCAGCAAUCCACGUCCCGUUGUAUGCAGUGGUUAUUUACUACUAUUGUGAUAGACAUCUCUCUGGAACUGUAAUGGCACAACAGGUCAACAGGUGCGGUAAAGAUAUGGGUACUCAAAUUGAUGUACCGUACUUGGAAGAGAAAGGAAAUGAUUAUUUAUUUUACUACACAUCAAUUGAUGAUGCCACUAAGGCAUGGCUGCAUACUCUGCAUUGUACCUGGGGAUUAUGGAAAAAAAGUGACGGUGUUACCAAAAUGCUCAAUGAUUAUUUCAGCACGGCACCAAAUCCAUAUCUGAGCGUCCUACGCAUUUUGGUAAAUGUCUCGGACUACAAGUACAUCAAGUCAAAGAUGUCUCUCAGCUUUACAGUUGCAGAGGAUUUUUCAAAAUGGAUUUCAUUGAGAAAGGAUGUUUACAAGAACUUUUUGCAAGCUGAUAUAAAGUCUGCCGCUUUCGACUUGCUGACCAAGCAAAAGAACCUGCAGCUGACCAAAAUUGUGUUCGACACAUACGAGCUUUCAGAACAUAAAGAGUUCUUCUUACCUGCAAUACAGAAUAUGGUAUUGGAAAAGAAGUACAAGGAUGCUGCUCAAUACGCGUGUAUUUUACAUUUGCAAUUAUAUUUUCUGAACGCUGAGGUAUUGCUGCUGCCACUAAUUUUACAGAAUAAAUUGACUUUGGUUGAUGAUCUUUUAGUGGAUUGUAUGGAAGCUCAAAAGGCUCUAAUAACAUACUUGGAUAAUCUCUUGGCCUCAGGCAAAAAUAUAGAAGCUUCAUUAGAAGCUUUUGUAGAUCGCAAUGAAAUACCGGAGGUAAAAAUAUCGGCAAUGCAACUGCGCCCGAUGAAUAAGUUGGUCGGACGCUUAGCAAAGCAGUACAACCUACCACCAGAAUGUUGUCCCAAUUUGAAUCAGAGACGAGGCGAAGGGGCACUGAAAUUUCUGAUAUACAAACGUUACGUCGACUGUACUCUUAGCGGAGAAAGCUGGAAUGAAAUGGCUCGUGAAACGGUCGGAACAAACUCUCGACUGCAGUUUGAGUUGGUCAAAUCCUUAGCGCAAGCAAAUGACACCAAAGAAGCUCUGCGGUGGGCAAAGUAUUAUAAAAUGCCUAAAGCUCAGUGGCCAUGGGCUCUAGUGGACUGUGAAGCGGUAGAGCUCGAAGAUUUGAAUACUAACCCUGAAGUUGCUGCGGAAGAAAACUGGGAUGUAGAAGAAGAUCCGAUACAAUAUCAUACUCUACGUCUACCCAGAGGAAGCAUCAAAAUAGUGAAUGACACACAAACAUUCGAGGAGUUUCUAACCAAAGGCUUAAAAGAAGUGACAAUUGUUGGAAUAGAUUCGGAAUGGAAGCCUAGUUUUGGUACAAAGCAGAGUGAUUUAGCUCUGAUACAAAUAGCCACCAAGACCGCUGUAUAUAUACUUGAUGUUCUCAGUAUGGGAAAAGAGCUGGCAGAUUUAUGGGCCAAGAUUGGAAUAAUGUUGUUCGACAAUAAAAACAUUUUAAAGCUUGGAUUCGGCCUAGCGCAUGACAUUGCUAUGAUUAGGGAAAGUCUUCCAGCAUUGGCAAAUAUUAAAGCCACUGGCCAGGGAUACAUGGACCUACUGCAUCUUUGGAGAAAACUGACAAAAGAGCGUUACUUUCAGUUUCCCUACAAGGGCGAUGCAGCUUUUACAAACGAAAGCUUAAGCAAAUUAGUGGAGCUCUGCAUGGGUUACAGACUAAAUAAAUCGGAUCAAUUUUCCAACUGGGAACGAAGACCGUUACGAGAGAGCCAACUUACUUAUGCUGCUUUGGACGCAUAUUGUUUGUUGGAAAUAUUCGAAGUUCUCAGAAUUCAGUCUGUGCGUCUAGAUGUUGCGUUCAACGAACUUUGCGCAGAGUCCCAACAUAUUCCAUCCAAACUUCCGAAAAAAAACCUUAGAAAACAAUCUCCAAAGGCUGGUUCAGGGACUUUGAGCAUGCCACUCCAUACAGCAGAGAGCAGUAUUCAGAAAUUUGAUCAGAAUAACACAGAAAAGAUCAAAAAGGAACCAUGGACAGAUAUGCAAGCAGCACAUGAAUGGCGCGUUGUUUGUGACUCUAUGCUCGGUGGUUUGGCAAGGCAGUUACGUAUGUGCGGAUGUGAUUGCAUUUAUGUUGAGUUUGACCGAAGAGGAGACCAGUCGGCUAAAAUAGCCAUGCAACAAAACCGAGUAUUCCUAACGCGAGGUAGCGCAUACAACAGGUUUGCUCCCUAUGUCGGACAAGGUUACUGCUACAGAGUAUUGGCAGAUAAACCAGAAGAUCAACUGAAAGAAGUUUUGAAUAACUUCAGAGUCUUGGUUAUGCAAAAGGACAUUUUUAGCAGAUGCCAGAUUUGCAACUAUGAUGAAUUCGUACAAGUCUCGAGAAAUACUAUUUUUGAGUUAGAAAAAAGUUUCAAAAGAAUUAGGCAUCGAAAUGGACAUCAAUUUCACCAAGGUACAUUCACGGAUAUCGAUAAUGUAACCACUGCUUCUACUGCCGCGGAUAAUGAUACAGAUUUAAUAUCAAAUCAGGAUUCCAAGUUAAUUGCUGAAAAACGGGGAACGGUUUACAAUUGCAACCGUACAUGGCGUCUCACUACAGAGACACUAGAUAUUGCCAACUGUGCUACCAGGCAUAGGGUUACAGUACAAUUGGAUAAAGUACCAGCAAACGUGUUGAAAAACGUUGAACAGUUUUAUAUUUGCGAAUGCUGCGGGAAGGUAUAUUGGGACGGAUCACACAUGGAGCGAGCUCUGAAUGGUAUUUUGAGAGAUAUAAUUGUGUGGCAAUGAAUAUAGCUAUACUAAUAUGCAACACAACAGUAUACAUAUACGAUUGCUGAUAGAAAUAUGACAAUAUUUAAGUGUAAAGGCCCGAAAAUUUUCGACCUUUGAAAAGUUCAAGUACCAGUGAGCAGGCACGUUCGACACACCACUAAUGUAGCGUGUGAUACAGGAAAUAUUUAGUGAAAGUGGCUAUUUAAGCCACUCGAGGUGGAUCUGUGUCCUGUGCCACCACUGCGAUUGGCCACUCUCGCCAAACAUGUAUGCAUAAAGACGUUUCAUUUAUUCUUCGUAUUGUCGGAUCAGUAAUUCCACAACCACAGAAUCAGGACCAGUAUAAAAUAUCACGUUGUGAAUAUGUGUGAAAUUGAAUGUCAUCAAUGUGGGAGGUCUGAUGAUAUUCAAUAAGUUCAUUUCGCAUACAUGCGGGAAGUAAUUUUCCGGCAAUUGCGUGAGACAUCCAGAUCUGUUUUUGUGAUAUACUGUGAUGUUUUUUGG
Molecule: messenger RNA, 3591 nt
Organism: Diprion similis
Lineage: Eukaryota; Metazoa; Arthropoda; Insecta; Hymenoptera; Diprionidae
Gene: Nbr
Product: exonuclease mut-7 homolog
Exons: 13
Coding region: 373-3102 (909 amino acids)
Biological process (GO): nucleobase-containing compound metabolic process
Molecular function (GO): 3'-5' exonuclease activity; nucleic acid binding
Source: RefSeq, a predicted model, not a curated record